Molecule: messenger RNA, 1522 nt
Organism: Oryzias melastigma (Indian medaka)
Lineage: Eukaryota; Metazoa; Chordata; Actinopteri; Beloniformes; Adrianichthyidae
Gene: hsd3b7
Product: hydroxy-delta-5-steroid dehydrogenase, 3 beta- and steroid delta-isomerase
Exons: 6
Coding region: 109-1209 (366 amino acids)
Biological process (GO): steroid biosynthetic process
Molecular function (GO): 3-beta-hydroxy-Delta5-steroid dehydrogenase (NAD+) activity
Source: RefSeq, a predicted model, not a curated record
GGUUGAGUCCAUAGACUGUAUAUACAGUUGAGUCAUAUAACGGUGCUUGGAGUAGUGUGAGCCCUUCCUCUUGCCGUACCUGUUCAUUUCACUCGUCUGGUCUGAGGCAUGUCUGAGGAGCUGCGACCGCUCGUCUACCUGAUUACCGGGGGCUGUGGGUUCCUGGGGAAACAUCUGCUGAGGCUUCUGCUGGAGAAGCGGGACCGGAUCACGGAGAUCCGGGUGUUUGACAAGCGGAUCGACGCGGGUUUGAGCGGAACCGGUACCGAGAAGACAAAGGUGUCUGUCAUCCAGGGAGAUAUCACAGACUACAGCUGUGUGCUGGAGGCCACCAGAGGGGUGGAUGUGGUCAUCCACACCGCCAGUUUGGUGGAUGUGUGGCAUAAAGUCCCGGAAAGCUACAUCUAUUCCGUCAACGUAACAGGAACGGAGAAUGUGAUCAAGGCGUGCGUGGAGAGCGGCACUCAGUACCUGAUCUACACCAGCAGCAUGGAGGUGAUCGGGCCAAAUGCAAACGGAGACCAUUUCAAAAGAGGCAAUGAGGACACACCCUACCUUGUGAAGCACACCAUGGCCUACCCAAAGAGUAAAGCAAAGGCUGAGAAAAUUGUUCUGGAAGCAAAUGGCAUGAAGGUUAAAGGUGGGAAGUGUUUGUACACAUGCUCUCUGAGGCCGACGGGGAUCUACGGCGAGGGCCACGAGCUGAUCCGGGACUUCUACAAUCAGGCCGUUCAAAGAGGAGGCCUGGUGAUCGGAGGAAUUCCCGAUCACAUCGAGCACGGGCGAGUCUACGCAGGAAACGUGGCCUGGAUGCACGUCCUCGCCGCCCAGGCGUUGAUGGAGCGCCCCCAUAAAGUGGGGGGCGAAGCCUUCUUCUGCUACGACGAGUCUCCGUACAAAAGCUACGAGGACUUCAACAUGAUGCUGCUCUCCGCCUUCAACUUCAGGAAGACCCGCAUGCCCGCCGUCGUGCUUUGGUUCUUGGCCAUGCUGAACGACUUCCUCCGCUGGAUUCUGAGUCCGAUACACAACUACACCCCUCUGCUGAACAGCUACACCCUGGCUGUAGCCAGCACCACCUUCACAGUCCAAACGGACAAGGCGGAGAGGUUUUUCCAGUACAAGCCCCUCUACGACUGGGAUCAGUGUUUAGCUCGGACGCAGGAAUGGAUCGGGACGUUCCCUUCGAAGAGCUUCAAAGACUCCUAACAUCCUCUGAGGCGGACCGGACAAAACUUCAAUGGUGGAAAGUGUCAAAGUGUCCUAUGGGAUAUUUGAAAGUCUUAUUUCAAUGCUUCUUUUAACACAGUAUUAGCAAACAUUAUAUGUUUGUAUUUAAACUUGUACAUAAGUAUGAGAAAACAUAAUUUCACAUCAGCAUUCUUAAGCUAUGUACAUAAUCAAUGACAAUAGUAAACAUUUCACUUGCAAUUAUUUGUAUUUAUGUUGAAUUUUGUGUAUUUAUGAAGUCACAACCGACAAACAUAAAAGACAAAAAAAUAAAAUUCAAUAUUAAUUGUUA